AUGCCUAGUGAAGAGAGUUUUAUAGUGUUGGUGCAUUAUAGAGGGUCGAUUAAGAGAAAGACACGCUCCGGUGAGAAGUUUACUGAUAAAGAUCCUUUGAGUAUUUUUAUGAGAUCAACGACGAGAUUCGAUGACUUUUUGAAUUCUAUAAUACAGAAACUUGGGCUGCAAGGCGUGAAACAGGCUCAGAAGCUAUUCUAUCACAUUCUGAUCUCAGUGCUUAGAGAUGACGUGAAGUACGAUUCUUUCGUUAUAGGGAGUGACGAGGAUUUGCAAGUCCUGUUCCAUUGUUGUCGCCAGUUUCCCAAGGCCAGGACACCUGAGUUGUUGACAAAGUUGGUUGAUGUGGUAUCUAGCUCGGGAGGUUCGAAUCGGAAUACCCAAACUCUAGGCACCGUAGCCGGUUCUAGCUCGAGACCCGUUGGUGCAUGUUCGUCCGUGCCCGUGAAUGCACCUAGGGACGAGCCUGUCGCAUCCCCAUCGUUCGCCGUUGAUCUCAACUGCAAUGGUGGCGGAGAGUGUGGGACAUCGACUGGGAUCGGUGAUGCAUUGCUGGAUGAUAAUGGCGAUGAUGAUGUGGAGCCUGACCUCAUUGAUGAUGAUAGUGACGAUGACAUUGCAGCGAGUAACUCAGCUGGGGGCUGGUGGUGGUUCUAG
Messenger RNA from Arachis duranensis, 657 nucleotides. RefSeq lists its product as uncharacterized. Bases 1 to 657 code for a protein of 218 amino acids. The transcript has 2 exons. NCBI's taxonomy places the organism in Eukaryota, Viridiplantae, Streptophyta, Magnoliopsida, Fabales, Fabaceae. The record is from RefSeq and is a predicted model, not a curated record.